CACGUGAUCAAGACAGCGGCAAGAUGGCGGCGCUUGAGGAAACAAAUACGGAAGUCCUUUAAAUCGUGCGACUUUUUCCCCUCAAAACAAAUUACAUUCCGGCAAUUAUGAUUGAAGUAUUUAUUAGACAGCAUUUGCCGUUGCUGGCAUGCCUCGUGGCACUUGUAUUGGGUGGGAAGAUGAAAAUUGUAGAGGAGCCGAAUACAUUCGGGUUGAAUAAUCACCUGCUCUCACCGGGCAGCCAGCUGCAGGCCAGAGUCACUCCGUCUCCGGUCUCUGGUCCUCCUCAUCUCUACCGACUGGCAGGAAAAUGCUUCAGCUACACAGAGUCCAUGUACAAGUAUGACUUCUGUCCGUUUCAUAACGUGACACAGCACGAGCAGAGCUUCAGGUGGAACGCCUACAGUGGGAUACUCGGGGUCUGGCAGGAGUGGGAGAUUGAGAAUAACACCUUCACGGCGAUGUGGAUGAGAGAAGGAGACGCCUGUGGGAGCAAGAACAGACAGACCAAGGUCUUUUUCACGUGUGGGAACAGCAGUAAGCUAGCCCGAGUGUCUGAGCCACAAACGUGUGUGUACUUUCUGACAUUCGAGACGCCCCUCGUCUGUCACGCACACUCCCUCCUGGUGUACCCAGUGCUGAGUGAGAAACUGCAGAAAGAAUGGGAUGAGAUUGAACAGGCUCGAUAUGAAGAUCUCCUCACUGAACAGGGAUACAAGAAGAUGCUGAGGGAUGUGUUUGAAGAGGCCGGGUUUCUGAAACGAGCCAAUCAGGCGCUUAAACAGGAACAAGACACGGCGAGUCUUAAACAUCACAAUCUGGAACAGUGCACACAGGAGUUCGAGAAGCAGCGCGCUGAAAUCGAGCGGCUGCGUUCUCUCCUCCGCCAACACAACGUCUCGUACGAAACGGACACUGGAAGACCAACUAUCCCAUUGACCACGCUGCAGAACCAGCGUCUCAGGGGUGAUACAGGGAUCCUGGAGAAUCUUUAGUACCUCCAUAUUGCAAUAUUUUAAUUGAAUGACAUGUUUACCCUAAAAAAAAAACAAGUGAUCGUGAUGGCCUUUUAAUCAAAGAACAAUGCAGGCAUUUGAAACGUCAGUUGAAAUAACUUGUAUGUACAAAACUAUUUAAAAUAAAACCGAGCCCCUUGCCCC
Messenger RNA from Ictalurus furcatus (blue catfish), 1160 nucleotides. It is a transcript of the gene gnptg, whose product is annotated as N-acetylglucosamine-1-phosphate transferase subunit gamma. Lineage: Eukaryota; Metazoa; Chordata; Actinopteri; Siluriformes; Ictaluridae. Gene Ontology annotation, cellular component: Golgi apparatus. Bases 108 to 995 code for a protein of 295 amino acids. The record is from RefSeq and is a predicted model, not a curated record. The transcript has 10 exons.